Molecule: messenger RNA, 465 nt
Organism: Aricia agestis (brown argus)
Lineage: Eukaryota; Metazoa; Arthropoda; Insecta; Lepidoptera; Lycaenidae
Gene: mRpL34
Product: 39S ribosomal protein L34, mitochondrial
Exons: 2
Coding region: 128-400 (90 amino acids)
Biological process (GO): translation
Cellular component (GO): ribosome; mitochondrial large ribosomal subunit
Molecular function (GO): structural constituent of ribosome
Source: RefSeq, a predicted model, not a curated record
ACAAGUGACAAUACGUCAGUUGUCAAAAUUUUGAUCAAAAUACAUUCCUGGAAAAUUUAUAAAAUCAACGAAAUAUCUAUAUAGACAAAAAGGAAUCAGAAAGGAACUUGCAUUUAAAGUCUCAAAAAUGUCUAGAUUAUUAUCUGCAGUUAUGCAGCCACUGCGGAAAAUUACUCAGUCACUACAAUCCCCCAACCACAUAGCCCCAAGCACAAGUUUGGUUAAACCAGAACUGUCUUUAUUUACAUCAAUAAGAACAAAAAUAAGAUGUUACUUCCCAAGACCUAACGAGGUGCGCAGGGUCCGUCGCCACGGCUGGGCCACUAGAAUGUCAACUCCCAAUGGACGAAGAACUAUUAUGAGAAGAAUUUUGAAAGGGCGUUAUGUAUUGAGUCACUAACUUCAGUCAAAAGAUGCAUAAUAUAAUUAUAGCUUAGUAUUAUAAAUUAAAUAUUUACAUUUUGC